AUGACCUUGUGAUUAUAUCAUUUGGCUUGCCUCUUGAAAAGUAAAAGAAAAAAUGUAUAGCAUAGUUAACGGCUUACAAGGUGGCUUGCAUAUGCCUCAACCAAGGUUCCGGUAUCGAAGGCAGAAGGACAAAGAGAAGCCCCCCUCGAGGCCAUGUUGUCAAGUUUUUGCGGAGAAACUGCGAACUUUCUUUUUGCGCCUAAGAGCUGCAAUACUUAUUCUGCUGUCAACGCUUGGUGUUCCCGCCUUUUACCUCACCUUCCAUUUCCUAUUGAGCCCCGGUCUUGCCACCCUGGGAGCUCACCUUCAGCCAGCAACCUGCAUCGUCGUUUCUAGCAGCGUCAAGAGGGGCCAGAUGAAUUGUACUUGGAGUUCUUGCCGCCAGGGCUGUACAAAACUAGAGAUCUAUACGUGCUGGCAGGUUCUCGUUCUUCCUCACCAGGGGGAGCUCAAUCACACCGACGACCUCAUGAUCAAUGACACUUCCACCAGUUACUGGAAUUUCGAUUCGGUGACCCCUGAGACAGGUGCUGCCAUUUCGGCCUCCGAAUUCGGUUUUAGACUAGAUAGAAACAGGACAGCAUUGGCGCUGGAAACAGACCCGAAAGACAGUAGUUUCGUAAGUCAAAAGAUAAUUCCGAUAAACAAGACACAUCACGAUAGUUACAAGGAAAAUCCCAAGCCGAAUGCAGGGGAGGUCGUCUUCACCUCGUUUCUCCCGUCAUCGUUCAACGAGACCGACUUGGCUAAGCUCAAGAUAAAUGUUGCUGGAUGUGACUACACCCCGUGUGAUGAUUGGUGGCAAAAAUACAGCAGAAUAGGAACAGCGUUUUCAUGCUACGUCGGUGACGAUGGUCAGCUGGCGGUUCCAGAAUUUGAUGUUGAACGAACGGCAAUGCAGGUAUCUGUUGGGGUUCUUCCUUUGAUACUAGCUAUCUUAUCAUCCUGUUUGAUAUACCGGCUGUAUUGUCGCAAGGGGCACAGCGACAACACACUGAGCCUGUCGCAGCGACGGUCGGCGAAAAAGGCUAAAAUGGACGAAAUACGCGCGAAACUGAUCAUGGAAAGGAACCGGAAAGACAAGGAACCCGGAAAGCCAAAGAUUGAAAAUAUCUGGACCUUUGCCCUCAAAUCCAAACAAAUGGCUAAAGUCAGACCAGCAGAUGGCACCGACCAGACCUUAGAAAUAGCCUCUGUUUGGGGUGAUGCUGAGAACAAUAAUUAUCCAAACUGUAGUAGCAAGGUUAAUGCCUUGGACCAGUGGCGAAAAAUGGCGGGAAUGGCUUUGCAGCACCCGGCUGCCUCUUCCGCGAGGUUGUUCAACGAAGUCGAAAUUAAUUUCAUUGACAGAAGAGGAUUCAACCAGGGGGCAUCCCACCACCAGUCUGAGGCGAGUCUCAGGCUGAGUUGGAGCGACGAGUAUCUCGUCCAGGUGAUCGAGGAUGAAGAAGAAUGCUGAACGAUUACUUUUUAUUAAUGCUGCUUCAAAACAUUCAGUAUUCAAAGUUCGACGAUCUCGAAUAUCUUUGUAUUUACAACAUUACGAACUUAGUAUUGAUAUUUUCACUUGUUAUAAAACAGUCACUUUCCCACUGAAAGACAGGGAGUGUAAUAUUGGUGAAUCUACUCCAUUAAAAACAGUAACUAUUGUAUAAAUACCUUUUUAUCAAAGUUUCAGGUAUAUUUCGUUUAUUUAUUUACAAAAGCAAUGGUUAUGCACAAAAUAAAAAUACAAGAAAAUGAAGAUAUUAAACAAGAAAGCAGGGGUAUUUUAUCAAUAGCACCAUUACUUUUUCUCCAGAACUGUUGCAACGAAAGCUGCUCUCCUAAAUGCUUUCCGUGGAGAGAAAAUACUUGUAAGUUUUAAAGUUAAUACCAGUCGUGGCUGUCAGAUAUUAAAACAACGCUUGUAAAAUUUUAAUUUAAAAAGUAUAAGUUUUUCAGUUUUUGAUUGCUGUAUUGCAUUG
Molecule: messenger RNA, 1967 nt
Organism: Macrobrachium nipponense
Lineage: Eukaryota; Metazoa; Arthropoda; Malacostraca; Decapoda; Palaemonidae
Product: protein tipE-like
Exons: 1
Coding region: 53-1459 (468 amino acids)
Biological process (GO): regulation of sodium ion transport
Cellular component (GO): plasma membrane
Molecular function (GO): sodium channel regulator activity
Source: RefSeq, a predicted model, not a curated record